Messenger RNA from Pediculus humanus corporis (human body louse), 837 nucleotides. RefSeq lists its product as uncharacterized. The coding region runs from base 1 to 837 and encodes 278 amino acids. The record is from RefSeq and is a predicted model, not a curated record. Gene Ontology annotation, molecular function: GTPase activity. Lineage: Eukaryota; Metazoa; Arthropoda; Insecta; Psocodea; Pediculidae. The transcript has 4 exons.
AUGAGAUACGCACAAUUGGUGGUUGGACCUGCAGGCAGUGGAAAAUCCACUUAUUGCUCGAUAUUAAGUGAACAUGCGAGUAGUGUUAACAGAACUAUUAAUGUCGUUAAUCUUGAUCCAGCUGCUGAAUAUUUUAAUUACAAUCCAUUGGCAGACAUAAGAGAUUUAAUUCAAGUUGAUGAUGCAAUGGAAGAUGAAGAUUUGCAUUUUGGUCCAAAUGGUGGUCUCAUCUUUUGCAUGGAAUACUUGUUAAAAAAUAGUGAAUGGCUCAAAGAAGAAUUAGGAGACAUGGAUGACGAUUACAUUUUAUUUGAUUGUCCUGGACAAAUAGAAUUAUACACUCAUAUGAAUACAAUGAAAGAAUUAGUUGAUUUAUUAGAAAAAUGGGGAUUUAGAUUAUGUUGUGUGUUUUUACUAGAUGCACAAUUUAUGGUUGAUGGUGCCAAGUUUAUAUCAGGUACAAUGGCAGCUUUAAGCGUUAUGAUUAAUUUAGAACUCCCUCAUGUGAAUAUAAUUAGUAAAAUGGAUCAAUUGAAAAAAAUUCAAAAAGCUCAAUUAGAUGGUUUUUUAGAACCUGAUCCUCAUUAUCUCCUUGGAUCCCUAGAAUCAAAAUCUUUAUGGAGUGGAAAAUAUAGGUCACUAACAGAAGCAAUAGGUCAAAUAAUUGAAGAUUAUAGUUUAGUUAGAUUUCAUCCUUUGAAUAUUAAAAAUGAAGAAAAUAUCGGUGACAUUCUUUUAACUAUUGAUAAUAUUCUUCAAUUUGGCGAAGAUGCCGAUGUUAAAACUCAUGAUUUUGAUUAUCAAGAUGAUAAUGAUGAUAAUAUUGGAUAUGACUGA